UCAUCAAUAAAUUUGGUCAAAAGCCUUUAGCCGUGUGGUUAGCGCCAUCUUGAGUCAAUAAUUUUUUUUUUCAACACAAAAAGAGGUUGGUGGUUCACUGCUGGCCUAGAGAUUUGAGAAAAUCAUUGAAAAUACAGUUCACAGGUAGAAAAAUGUCUCUUGUCAGACCCAAGAUGAGAGGCCUGUUGCAGGCUGCUUUAAAGAAACACUUCUUGAUUGGUUGUACCUUAGCUAUAGCAUCAGCAUAUGCCACCAAAGUUUACAUGCUUGACAGUAGAAAGGCAGCGUAUCAAGCAUUUUACAAGGACUAUGACAUGAUGAAAGACUUUGAGAGAAUGCGUGAUUUAGGUGUUUUUCAUUCUGUGAAACCAGCAGGCUCAGAAGAAUAAAUAACAUCAUAUUCAGAUAUUUAGGUCUUUGUAGAGAUAUUGAAGUUAAUGAAAAUGACUGACCAAUGCAAGAACAAAUUCAAUUUGUCCUCAACCUCACCAACAAACAGAUCUGAAAAAAUGUAGACAAGUUUUUAAAGAGCCUGUGUUGGUUUUCAUAAUAAUAUCUUGAUUGGAAUCGAUAUUAGGUGAAUAGCAUGCUUGGAAUUAAUAAUUUGCUGUGUUCAAUUUCAUUGCCUUUUGCCAAGAAAUAAGAAAUGUAUGGUUUAAUGCAAUUAAAAUAAUUAUUGUUGGCAAUGUUAACAUAAAGUUUAUUCGAAUAUCAGAGAAUCAAUCAA
Anneissia japonica is the source of this 727-nucleotide messenger RNA. RefSeq names its product cytochrome c oxidase subunit 6C-1-like. Lineage: Eukaryota; Metazoa; Echinodermata; Crinoidea; Comatulida; Comatulidae. Bases 153 to 389 code for a protein of 78 amino acids. The record is from RefSeq and is a predicted model, not a curated record. The transcript is spliced from 4 exons.